UACAGAGCUCUGACAGCCUCAGUCCUUACUGGAACCUCUGGUCGUGUAGUUUCUUCGCUCUUUGGUACAUAGAUGGGAUAUACAAACAUCCAGGAGUUUCUGAUUCCAAAGCAACAUUGAUAUUGGGUGUAUGUUGUGGUACCAUCUAUAGAUGAUUGUGAUUGCCAUUCCUUUUGUGUGCUGAUGAGAUUACCAGGCUUCCCCAUGGAUGGAACCGUGCAUAUGUGGCUGCUGGCAGGGUUCAUCCAGGUGGUCAGUCUCUUGUGUGUGCAGUGGUCAGAUCCUGCGGUCGUGGUUGUUGAGGUUGUGUUUGGCCACUUCCCCACCAGUCAGGAUCCAGACUGGUACACCGUCUCCUACCAGAUUGCACGCAACCUCACGGUGUGGCUGGAUCCGAUUGGCCGCUCUGAGUGUUCUCCUGAAUGCAGGCUGCUUCUGCGAUUGGCUAAGGAGCCAGGAGGAAGUGACAUCAUGCUGAAAGCUAUCAAAAACAAUACCACACUGAAGACUAAGACCUUUCAUAUCGCUCCUGUCCCCCUCUCCUCUCUCCGUGUCGAGGUGACCACCACCAGCACUCUCCUGACCUGCAGCCUACAGCACAGACAGAGCCUCACUGCUCUCAGUCUACACAACACGCACAUCGAACACACACACACUGAAUACACACACACUGAACACACACAUUCUGACCACACACACACCUCUUCGUACGCAGUGAGAGGUCUGCAGCCUGGAGCACACUACAGCAUCACAGCAGAGUUGACCACACCUCUCACACACCUCAACAUCAGCCUCACCCAGAGACUACGCACCACCAUGGAGACAGGUACAACACACACACACACGUAA
This is a messenger RNA of Salvelinus sp. IW2-2015, 849 nucleotides long. The record is from RefSeq and is a predicted model, not a curated record. Lineage: Eukaryota; Metazoa; Chordata; Actinopteri; Salmoniformes; Salmonidae.